Phyllopteryx taeniolatus (common seadragon) is the source of this 1281-nucleotide messenger RNA. It is a transcript of the gene cdkn2d, whose product is annotated as cyclin-dependent kinase inhibitor 2D (p19, inhibits CDK4). NCBI's taxonomy places the organism in Eukaryota, Metazoa, Chordata, Actinopteri, Syngnathiformes, Syngnathidae. The record is from RefSeq and is a predicted model, not a curated record. Gene Ontology annotation, biological process: regulation of cyclin-dependent protein serine/threonine kinase activity; negative regulation of cell population proliferation. Gene Ontology annotation, cellular component: nucleus. Gene Ontology annotation, molecular function: cyclin-dependent protein serine/threonine kinase inhibitor activity; protein kinase binding. Bases 286 to 777 code for a protein of 163 amino acids. The transcript has 4 exons.
CCUCUUCGAGGUUUGUAAAUUGCCCCCUCGCGACGCAGCCGUGUGCGGCAUUUACCGAACGUUCGUCGACAUUUUGCACUUUCUAUUUCAUUUCAACAUUAACCUUCCUUGAGGGCAAAAGGCGUAGAGAGCUCGGGGACGUCGCCGACCUCAGAAGAAAGCACCAAGAGAACAGACGCGAAGCGGAGCGGAGGCGGGCCGACAUGGUUCAGAUGCACGACGCCCGAAGGUUGGCGACAGCGGCGGGCAGGGGCAAGCACGACGAGGUGCGGAGGAUCCUGGACGAUGGCGGCGUGCAUCCCGACGCUGUCAACGAGUUCGGCAGGACGCCGCUGCAGCUUUUUGGGAAUAUGCUGCAGGAGGCAUCAGAUUCAAAAUGAGAGAAUAUUUGCAAAAAACACAACCAGCUUGAAAACCUCCACUUUCGAGGUGAUGAUGAUGGGCAACGCCGAGGUAGCCCGCCUGCUCCUGGAAAGCGGCGCCAACCCCAAUGUGCAGGACUCGUCCGGGAUCGCGCCGAUCCACGACGCCGCCCGCUCGGGCUUCGUGGCCACGCUGCGGGUCCUGGUGGAGUACGGCGCCUUGGUGAACGUGGCGGACCACUUCGGCGCCCUGCCCAUCCACAUCGCCAUCCGGGAGGGCCACCGCGACGCCGUGGAGUUCCUGGCGCCGUGCUCUGACCUGUGGCACACCAACGCUCGCGGCCAGACGCCCGUCGACGUGGCCCGGGCGUCCCGUCGGCCCGACAUGAUCCACCUGCUGUUGGCACACAUCUAGUCGUAGUCUGGACCGCGCGCGUUCCCGUUUCUGUUCAAACCUGGUGACUUGAAUUCAUUGGUGUCUAUGUAAAAGUUUUUGUUUUCUUAGCUCGAUGUUCAGACAUGACGCACGUGUUAUGUGGUCAUGGCAGCUACUUUUCAAUGGGUUGUUUUGCACAGUGCAAUGUAGGCACCUUAUUUCCUAAUAUGUAUUUAUGUUUGAUCUUUGAAUUGGGAGUGCACAUUAGUCUGAAUCCCCUCCCGUUGUUUUGUGUUCAUUUAUAACAGUUGAUUUGUUUGUCUUGUGGUUUUUUUGUGAUGAAACUUGAACCGGUGCAAAAUGAACUUUACCUUGCAUUAUUCGUUACAUGAAAUUAGAUUAACUUAGACUUUGCAUUAUUUAUUGUUGUAAUAGCAGUGGCUAUUGUUUUUGUUAUUUAUACUAAGAAUACUUUAAUACAGAAGUGAAGAGUUCAGUUUGCUGUUUGAAUAUGAAAGCACAAAAUAAACUUUUAAAGUCAAA